Messenger RNA from Gastrolobium bilobum, 2264 nucleotides. RefSeq names its product proteinaceous RNase P 2-like. The record is from RefSeq and is a predicted model, not a curated record. The coding region runs from base 97 to 1818 and encodes 573 amino acids. Lineage: Eukaryota; Viridiplantae; Streptophyta; Magnoliopsida; Fabales; Fabaceae. Gene Ontology annotation, biological process: tRNA 5'-leader removal. The transcript has 7 exons. Gene Ontology annotation, molecular function: ribonuclease P activity; protein binding.
AUUCAUCUCAGUUCCUCGAACAGUGGUGGCUGAUUAUUUUAUUCCAUUUAGCUUACAGGUAUUGUACAAUCGACUCGACUGUAGCAAAUAUAGUUGAUGCUUAGAGGAAUAACCUGCAUACCAUACACGUGCUUGCUGUCAAUGGAUGCAGCAAUUCGCUCAAACGCGACGAAGAAGAAAAAAACCAGUCAAACCCUUGAGAAUAAGUUCCUAUUCGAGCUUCAUUCUUGCUCGAAGGCCAAAGAUUUGUGUGGUGCGAUCUCCCUUUAUGAUGCCGCUGUUUCGAACAACACUCGACUCAAUCAGCACCACUUCAAUGCCCUACUCUACCUCUGUUCCAAUUCUGUCACCAACCCAUUGCUAAAAGACUCUGCUUUGAAAUUUGGGUUCCGCAUAUUUGAUCACAUGUCGUCCACCUUGGGCAUCAAUCUCAACGAGGCCUCUAUUACCACGGUUGCGAGGCUCGCUGCGGCAAAAGGGGAUGGCAAUUAUGCCUUCGAAUUGGUGAAGAACAUGGGCAAGUACAACGUUUCCCCAAGGUUGCGGACCUACGAUCCAGCAUUGUUCUGCUUCUGUGAGCUUCUUGAUGGCGAUAAGGCGUAUGAAGUGGAGGAGCAUAUGAAUGAUGCGGGGUUGAGUUUGGAGGAAGCGGAGCUUGCUGCGCUUUUGAAGGUGAGCGUGAAGAAUGGUAGAGCUGAGAGGGUCUACGAGUAUUUGCACAAGCUUAGAAGCACUGUAAGAUGCGUUACCGAAUCGACUGCGCUGGUUAUUGAAGAGUGGUUUCGUAGUAGCAAGGCAUCUGAGGUUGGUGAUAUGAAUUUGGAUGCUGGAAGAGUUAAAGAAGGAAUUUUGCGGAAUGGAGGGGGGUGGCAUGGUCAAGGAUGGGUUGGACAUGGGGAUUGGAUUGUAUGUACAACUAGUGUUGAUGUUGACGGACAUUGUUCUUGUUGUCGUGAGCAAUUGGUUUGUGUCGAUAUCGAUGAUGAGGAGACGGAGAAGUUUGCGCAGUCUAUUGCUGCGUUGGCUAUGGAACGAGAGGUCAAAUCAAAUUUUACUGAAUUUCAGGGCUGGCUUGAAACACAUGCUUGCUAUGAAGCUAUAGUGGAUGGAGCAAAUGUUGGGCUCUACCAACAAAAUUUUGCUGAAGGUGGAUUUAGCAUUUAUCAGCUUGAUGAUGUUGUGAAAGAGCUGUACAAUCAAAGUGGGAAAAAAUGGCCGCUGGUUAUCCUACACAACAAGCGUCUAAGAGGGCUAAUGGAAAAUCCUUCUGGUAGAAAACUGUUAGAGGAAUGGAUGAAUAAUGGUGUGCUCUAUACAUCUCCAAAUGGAUCCAAUGAUGAUUGGUAUUGGCUCUUUGCUGCUGUAAAACUCAAGUGCUUGCUUGUGACAAAUGAUGAAAUGCGAGAUCACAUAUUUGAACUCCUAGGAAGCAACUUUUUUAACCAGUGGAAAGAAAGACAUCAAGUUCACUACACUUUUGUUAAAGGAAACCUAAAACUUCAGAUGCCACCAUCGUAUUCAUUGGUUAUGCAGGAAUCGGAAAAAGGAUCAUGGCAUGUGCCUUUAGCAUCAGGCAUUAGCUGUGAGUCUUCGAGAUCUUGGCUCUGCAUUACCCGGCCAAGUGCUCUUGAUUCUGUUGCUACUGUUUCUAAUGGUGUGGAUACUUCUGAAAAUAGUCAAUUCUUCCAUCAUUGUGACUCAAUAGAUCCCCACUUGCCAGAGAGAUUCGCAAAUGAAGUUUGUAGUUUGGAUUCCCAAGUUGAUGAGAAUAAUACUACUUCCUUGAUUGGUAAAAGAAAAGAGAGGUCUCCUCCUUGAUGAUAAAUCUUCCACCUGUGCUUGCGUUUGAUUGCUUAAGGGUUGCUGGUGGCUAUAAAGAUGGUUCACUAGAUGAACAGCUGCUACUUCUCCAGUGUGGUUAUUGAGCUUCUAAACUUCCAAUUAAUUUAAACCAAUUAAAACGAGCCUCUUCCCCCCCACCCCCCCUGCCAAUAGACCACAAAGAAAGUAAUUUGUAUAUUGUUUAAUUUAAUCUCAUUUUGUUAUAAUUAUACAAGUGGUUGUUGAUGUGGGGAUUUCAGUCGUGGUUGCAAGGUGGUGGUUGUUUUUAUUGAUAGCCUCGUUAGUGGCUGAUACUAUACAUAAUAUUCCCCUGUACCCUUUUCGCUUUUGUAAACUUACUUGUGCUGCCCUUUAUGGUCUUCGCCUUCCAAACUUAAGUAUACGUGUAGUUAGACGAGCUUUGUAAUUGCUUAAUCUUUUAU